CUCUCUCCGCAUCGCGAUUAAAGUCUUGUUGGGAACGACGGAAGAAAGCAGCAGCGGCAGCCGCCAUACACGAACAACGAUUGCUUCGUUGAAAUUGCCCUAGGGAUAUGAUGGACGGAUCUGUCGGAUCGUCAGCAGCCGCUGAUCUGUCGAAGGCCGACCUGGAGGCGUCGAAGAGGCUGAUCUUGCGGUGGGAUUCCACGGCGACUUCGGCCGGGGAGCGGAUGUUGUUUGACGGCGGGGACCGCUCCGAUGGGGAGAGUUAUCUCCGCGCCUUCGACGACAUCCGACGCUCCAUCAAGGAACCGGGCGCGGCGGGAAGCCCGCGGCGGUCGUCCUCGUCGGAGAACGUGAUCCAGACCGCGAUGGUGCGGCUGGAGGACGAGUUCCGGAACUUGUUGCUGACCCGGGCGACCGAGAUUGAUGUCGAAGCGUUCGUGGAUCUGAGCUCGCUCUCGAUGAGCUCCGCUUCGGGGGAAGGGAUCAACGAUCUGUCUGAUGUUGAGGGCGGCGGGGAUGCGAGUGGUGAGUCCGAAUCCGUGAGUGGGAGCAGCAGAAUCCACCGGAGCAGCAUCGGGUCGAUGAAAAGUAUCCGGGAGAUCGAUCUGCUGCCGGCCGACGCGGUAGAUGACCUCCGGAGCAUCGCGGAGCGCAUGAUUGACGCCGGGUACGACCGGGAGUGCAUCCAAGUGUACGCCGGUGUCCGGAAGGCAGCGGUGGACGCUUGCCUCAGGAAGCUAGGGGUGGAGAAGCUUAGCAUCGGGGAAGUCCAGCGUCUCGAGUGGGACGCUCUCGAGGCAAAUAUACGACGCUGGAUCCGCGCCGCCCGGAUCUGCGUUCGGAUCGCCUUUGCCAGCGAGCGUCGCCUUUGUGAACGCAUCUUUGAAGGCCUUGGGAUCUCUGAUGAUACCUCUUUCACCGAAACAGUCAAAGGCGCUGCUAUCCAACUCUUAGGAUUCGCCGAAGCCAUCAGCAUCGGUCGUAGGUCACCGGAGAAGCUCUUCAAAAUUAUUGAUCUCCAUGACACAAUCUCUGAUCUCCUCCCGGAUGUUGGGGCUGUCUUCCAAUCCAAGUCUUCCGAAUCCAUCUAUACCCAAGCCGCCGAGAUCCUCUCCCGGCUUGCGGAGGCUAUCAGAGGAAUCCUUUCUGAGUUCGAGAACGCAGUGCUUCGGGAUCCACCCAAGACCCCGGUUCCUGGUGGCACCAUCCAUCCACUCACUCGGUAUGUGAUGAACUACAUCAAUCUCAUCUCCGACUACAAGCCCACUCUCAUGAAACUUAUAGUAACAAGACCAUCAGCUAGUGCCAGGUUAUCUAGUGAUGACUUUGCUGCAGCUGGCUCUGCACCAUUGGAGCUUGAUUUCCCGGAGUCUGAGAAUCAGACUCCACUCUCUACUCACUUGACUUGGAUCAUAGUUGUACUGCAGCACAAUCUUGAGAACAAGGCGGCUCUUUACAAGGAUAACGCUCUUUCCCACCUCUUCUUGAUGAACAAUAUCCACUAUAUAGUACACAAGGUGAAGGGUUCAUCCGAGCUCCGCGAGAUGAUUGGUGAUGACUACUUGAGAAAGCUCACGGGGAAGUUCCGACUGUCUGCAACUAGCUAUCAGAGAGCUACGUGGGUCAAAAUUCUCCACUGUUUGAGAGAUGAGGGGAUUCAUGUUAGUGGUAGCUUCUCAUCGGGAGUCUCCAAGUCCACGUUGAGAGAGAGGUUUAAGUCUUUCAAUGCUUCUUUUGAUGAAGCUCAUAAAACCCAAGCGAGUUGGUUUGUGCCAGACACCCAGUUGAGGGAGGAGCUCAGGAUUUCAAUCUCAGAGAGGUUGUUGCCCGCAUACAGGGCCUUUCUUGGGCGGUUCCGACAACAUAUAGAGAAUGGUAGACACCCGGAGUUGUACAUCAAGUACACUGUUGAGGAUCUUGAAAUGGCUUUAUCUGAUUUUUUUGAGGGGUUUAAUCCUUCUCAACACAACAGAAGAAGAUCUCACUAAUCAUGUGAUGCUUAGAGACUGUUGAUUGUGGAAGUCGAGAUUCUUUAGAUUCUUAGGAGGGAAACAUCAUCUCAAAUAUUAACAGCUCAGCUGAUUGGAAGUAUUCAACAACGUUGUGUAAUUGGGAAAUUAGAGUUGCCACAUACUAUAUGUAUUUGAUAUGAAGACCUUGCUGAUUGAUUUCUCUUAGCAUAUGCCAGUUAAAGUUUCCCUCUAAUCAGGGUUAGACUCCAUGACGAGGUGGAAAACCAUUGCUAUCCCACCAGAAUGUUGUUGAUUUUGAAUUAAUAGGUGCUAGUUGAAGAACGUAUCUUAUACUCUUUAUGUCUGCUACAUCGAUCACUAGCUUUUAUGAGCUUUUUAUUUCCAGUGAUCCACUUGAAGAAGCAUGCCUUGAAGACUUCAUGAUACUAUCGAUCGUAAAAGGCGCUAUAUUGCAGGUCUGACUUUUGUACACAGCUAUGAUCGAAUUGGAUGCUUGUGGAACAUCAAAUACUAGGACAGCGAUGGCUUAUGGCUUUUGGAGCUGGCCAAACCUUUAUUUCCUGAAUGAUGGAGUAGUUUUCUAUCCUCUAACAAACUAGGCCACAGGAAUGAUGCGGAUGGCCUGCAGCAGCUCUUCCAUUUAUUGUUUUAUCGUUUUGUGAUCAUUUUUGAUGAAUGAUGAGUGUUCCAUUAUGGCAA
Zingiber officinale is the source of this 2672-nucleotide messenger RNA. RefSeq names its product exocyst complex component EXO70B1-like. Gene Ontology annotation, molecular function: phosphatidylinositol-4,5-bisphosphate binding. The record is from RefSeq and is a predicted model, not a curated record. NCBI's taxonomy places the organism in Eukaryota, Viridiplantae, Streptophyta, Magnoliopsida, Zingiberales, Zingiberaceae. Gene Ontology annotation, biological process: exocytosis. Gene Ontology annotation, cellular component: exocyst. The transcript is spliced from 3 exons. The coding region runs from base 108 to 1988 and encodes 626 amino acids.